CGGUUUUAUUUAUCACAAACUUUAAAUUCAAAUUUGGAAUUCCUAGUUACUGCCAAAAGUUCAAAACGUAAAUCUUUAUAAUUUUCAAAAAAUAAAUUAAAUACUUGGCUCUUACGACAAAAAUCUUUUCUAUUGUGUGCUGAGGAAGUGCGUGCUCGAAGACUCCGUUAGCGCAGCCCUACGGGACAGCGGCCCCGUUGACUAAAAUCGAACGAUUGCGUAGUCGCGUCGCGGGGCCGUAGCCUCCGGGGCUUUGUUCAGUUAUAGAAUAGCGCCAAACUGUAAUUUACUUGGAUUGUACCUGCCUUGAACAUCUGCAUAUUUGUACGAGAAAAGAAGCAAAAAAAAAAGUACGAAGUGCCUAAGGACGUAACGAGAUUCAAUAAAAUCUAAAUGUGAGAAGACAGCGAUCAAAAUGGAUGAUUCCUACAUAAUUACCAAUUUUCAUGCGCUUUGUCGUCUUUGUCUUUGUAAAAGUAAUUUAUCAAUAUCAAUAUUUAGUAGUGCUCCAGACGAGUCUUCGGAUUCAACAGUAACCUCGAAAAUUACUGAGUGUUUUGAGCUCCAGAUGGAUCCAAACGAUGGUCUUCCGACGAGAAUUUGCUACAAAUGUCUAUAUAAAGUAGAGAAAUGUUCCAAAUUUAGACUACAAUGUAUACAAAGUGAAUCUAGACUAAAACAAAUCACAGGCAGAGUGAAAUCUGAGUUAGAUACCUCAAGUUCAACAGAAAGCUACAAAUAUAAUACUCAAGAUGGGCAUAAAAUUAAAACUGAAGAUUACAUUGUAGAAGACAGUGUUGUUAUGGUUGUCGACCCUAGUCUCGAUUAUGACUCAUCAGAAGAAUCAGAAAAUGUUGAUCAUCAAGAGACUGAACAAGCAGAGCAGGAUCAAACAGUUGAAAAUGAUUUGCCAACACCGGAACAAUUUUUUAAGAAUGUUUUCAUGUGUCAGUAUUGCGAUCAAGCAUUUAUUACAAUGGAAAAAUGUAAAGAACACGAACAAUGCUGUCAUGACCCUAACUUACCAUUUAAAUGCAUUGAAUGUAGUUUAGUAUUUGCCGAGCGCAGUCAAUAUGUGGGACACUGCAAACAAGUACACGGUAGUGAUAAACCGUAUCACUGCCCCGAAUGUGAUAAAUCAUUUGGCCGGAGAUCUGACUUGAGGAAACAUUCAAUUGUUCAUACUGGAAUAAGGCCAUAUCAGUGUCAUUAUUGUUUUAAAAGUUUCUCUAGGAACACAAAUUUGAGUAAACACCUUAGAAUACAUUCUGGACACAAACCACAUGUUUGUCCCUUAUGCCCUCGAAGUUUUGUUGCUAAAGGUGAUCUACAACGUCAUGUACUAGUUCACUCGGGAAUGAAACCAUUUGCUUGUAAAAAAUGUCCCCUAACUUUUGGUAGACGAGACAAACUACUAAAACAUGAAGUAAGGCAUGGUCCUUCAUCUCCAGAACAUAAUAAUCAAAUUACUCAAGAUAUGGUGGUUAAUGUAAAUCCAUUCAGUAAUCUUUUAGGAUCCAGUCAUGAUAAUGAAUUUGAGUUGCCUAGGGUUCCUGAUCAUAUAGCCGGUGAAAGCAGUUUUGUAAAUCAGAUUCAAAAGACUCCAUCCACGUCUGGAAAACAAGUACUUAAUUCACAUUCAAAGCAAAAAUCUCCUAUUAGCAAUAAGAACAAGCCCAAAAAUAUUAAAUGCCAUCAGUGCCCAAAAAGGUUUUCUUCAUUGGAUGCAUAUAAAACUCAUGUUUCGGUGGCACACAUCGGAUCAAGAAUUUUUCAAUGUAAGAUUUGUUUCAAGAAAUUUCCACGGAAGAGAGAGCUUGACCGACACGUAGUCAUACAUUCUGGAAUGAAACCUUUUAGUUGUAACCAAUGUGAUAAAAAUUUUACUAAAAAAGAUAAACUCGAUAGACAUGUUGCAUCUAAUGAAUGUUCUAAUGAAUUGGUUGUGAAUAUGCCUUGCAUCGAAUGUGGUGCCACAUUUGAGAAGAAAGCAGAUUUGGUUGCCCAUAUUAAGUCACACUUCACAGAAAAUGUUGAGGAUAAGAUUACGGAAAGCGAUAUUAAGCAGGAAAAUGAUUUAGAAUUUGAAAUGACUGAUGAUUUUUACGGCUUAGAGAGUUAAUGUUGUGUACUUCUAAUGUUUCUGUUUAACUAAUCAUGUUAUAUUUUAUUAAAUUGUUUAUAUUUCACUAGACAGAAGCUCAAUUUUGUAAUAUUACUCUCGUUUCCCUAUCUACAUUAAAACAGAUUUCCAGUAAAU
This is a messenger RNA of Aricia agestis (brown argus), 2260 nucleotides long. RefSeq names its product gastrula zinc finger protein XlCGF57.1-like. The transcript is spliced from 2 exons. NCBI's taxonomy places the organism in Eukaryota, Metazoa, Arthropoda, Insecta, Lepidoptera, Lycaenidae. The record is from RefSeq and is a predicted model, not a curated record. Gene Ontology annotation, cellular component: nucleus. Gene Ontology annotation, biological process: regulation of transcription by RNA polymerase II. Gene Ontology annotation, molecular function: RNA polymerase II cis-regulatory region sequence-specific DNA binding; zinc ion binding; DNA-binding transcription factor activity. The coding region runs from base 416 to 2122 and encodes 568 amino acids.